UGGUGACCAGUGACGUACAUAUUGGUUAGGUUAUUGAAUACAUGUCCGUGUGGAAAUUCCGAGGCUUGGUAUAUGUGUAGACGAAGUUUAAACUGACAUCGAGAACUAGUGAUGGCUGACAGAACAAGUAAUUGGUCUGAUAUGUAUGCAGAGAUUAAGAAGAAUCAUGAUGAAGCCUACUUUGUGAUUGAUAAGGCAAUAAAAUUAGAACAAGAAGGAAACCAAAAUGAAGCAUAUUUAAAGUAUGAAAGUGGCCUGUUGCUGAUCGACAAGGCAUUAAGUAUUCCUAUUGAAUGCCCUUCAAGUCCUGAUUUGACAUGGGAGAAAGCUUCUGUAAUGCUGCAGAAAAUGAAGAAAACAAAGAAAGAAGUACUUUGCAGGAUUGCAGAUGUCCAAGUAACACCAAAGCCACCUGUGGUUCCACCACCAUCAUACGAAGAAGCAGUGGCAUGCCCGAGAUCACCCAUUGCUGGAGCAUCUUCACAACCUUUAUCGACAUACUAUGAUUUGGGAGUAGCACUACAAGAACUGAAAGUUGAAACAGGAGCCAAGACAGCAGAAUUAAUUUAUAUCCAAGAAAAUGUGGACAUCUACUUUAUUUCUCCAGAUGGCACUGUUAGUGCACCAUCAGAACCAGAAACAUUGCAAAUUGUCCAACUAGAAGAUGAGGGUAAUGAAAACAAACCAAGGGCAUUCCUGCAGGUUGGAAGUUGGAUCUAUCCAUUAGUUCCCGGUGUAUCUCCUUGUUAUCGAACAGAUCGUAAUGUAUUCAUCCUGCCUGAUGUUCAUUCUACUAUAGAAGGGUCAGCAGUGGGUUUAAUUUUUCCCGAAGAAGCUGGUGAUUCAGUGUAUGAGUUGUUAGAGGAUAUUUUGCAAGGAAUUGUGACAAGAGGUACAGGAAAAGUGAAACGUUCUGCACAACAAGAGGAUAUAGGCUACCGUUCCUCUAUUGCUCGUGGGAUUGUAACAGGAGCACAUUACAUUUCACAUGGACUCAUAAGAAGUGCAGAAAAAGCAGGUGAACUGAUGAACUAUGGAACUCCUAAAUUAAUCCAAAAGAUAGCCCCUGAACCUGUUCCUCAGCCUGUGAAUCCUAAGGUGAGCCGAGGUCUCCAGGUUGCCAAAGAUGUUACGGGAACUGCUGUGCAGAUCACAGGUUAUAUGGCCUCAAAAAUUGGAAGUUGUACUAUGGCUCUUGGACGAUAUCUUGCUCCUCACAUCCAGAGACAAGGUACUAAACUGUUGUCCUCCACAUGCAACUUAACAGAACUGGAAGCUUCUAAAAAAAUGGAUGGAGUGCUAGAAGUGGCAGCAGGAGCCGUUGGAGGGUUUGGUACAGUGUAUGAUGGUUUGGAAAAGUCUGCAGGAAUUCUUGCAAGCAGUUUGGCCAACAACACUGUAAAGAUUGUGGAACAUAAGUAUGGCCAACCUGUAGGCGAAGCAACUGGUAAUACUUUAUAUGCGGUGGAUAAUGUUGUUAUAGCAGGAAAUAAUGUAAGGCACCUUACCCCGAAAGGAAUUGCCAAAGUCACAGCAAAAUCGACUGGCAAAGCUGUUAUUGAGGAUUACAGAAAGUCUUUACAAAACCACAGUCAUACUCAUGGUGCUGGCCCAUCAUCUAAAAGUGAUUAAAAUAUCCCAAAUGGUGUUCCUCCCUGUAUACUGUAUGAAUGUUCAUGACUGAAAUAUGCUGUGCUAUAUAUGAGACUGAAGAAAUACAUGCUAUUAAUAAACAAUUUGUUCCCCCCCGCCCCAUUAAUGAACAAAUGUAGCUCCAGUAGUUAGCGAGUAUCCAGCUUCCCAAUUGAUGGCCUUUGUCAGAUCUUCUUGCUUCCUAAUGUCAUUCCUGCAACGCAGAGCCUGAGAAAGUGCUCAUGAACCAUAUGAAUUCCUACCUACAUCAUCUAUAUGGAUUAGGUCAAUCCUUGCACUGUUUCGUCAUGUUAAAGAAUACAUGGAUCCUACCAUCUCAAUAAUUGACAUCCCCCAUCCCAACUGAGUAGGUAUUACCUGAAGAUGGAGACAGAAUCCCAUCUCUGAAACAUGUUGUUAAAUAGAAACAGGACGGUAUUUUAGACAAAAUUAAGGUGAUGGAUAAUAUCCAGAAACAUAAUAUUUGUAUUAGUCCUCUUAGUUUAUCAGAGUGGGGCAAGGAAAAAUGAUUUUUUGAAAUGAAAUUAUUUUGAACAAGUUGAAGAUAGGGUAUUACUAAAGUAUUGCUUGUUAAACAUAUAUGUUGAUUAUGAGGCAUUGACAACUUUUUUUUUAAAAUGUGCAACUUCCUUUAUGAUACCAUAUUGGAGUAUGUAAAGCUGUCCAUCACCUGAGUAAUGCAGCACAUCAAAGAAAAUGGUGUCACUUUUAUGUCAGAUUUGGGCUUGAGCUGUUGGUUGGAGUGAAUACAGGUUGAAAGCACCUGUUUGAGGUAAUCCCAUGUGAAGCCUGGAAUUCUUACCAGUUGAGGAAAGGUUCUAAAACCUAGGUGGUUCAGUCAUGAAACGAGUUAUGUAAUACUUUGAUGCUGUUUCUGACUGUGUGGGUCAUGGUUCUGCCCUGAAACCAUAUGCAAUGCAGUUCUUGCUGAUUAUUUUCCAGAGUGAGAAAUGUUCCUGCCUUUAUUCUGUACCAUUUGGAGUUUACUGUUAAAAUAAUGUCUUGACGACUCCAAAAGAUACAGCACUGCACCAGACAACUUCAGAACCUUGUAGUGGUCUGUCACCGAGCUGUCAUGGAUUUGGAUCAAACCAUGACCUGAAAUUUUGCUUGUUUCCAAAGAUACGUACAUAAGUGAAAAUUCAACAUUAAAAGUUCAUGUACAAAUUUGUCAUGAGGUUUAUGGAAUUGCAACAAAACCUUAUCCUUGCUUCGUUGUCAUAGGUGCUCAGUUCUUGUCAGCUUAGUUUGUACAUGGAAUUUAAAAAUCCAUGUGAAGAAUUCUGUGGAAUUUCCCAUAAACAUAUGAGGAAUAUGGGGGUGUUGUCUUGAAGAUUGAAGCAGAAUUUGCCAGAUAUCAGUUCAUACCUGAUUAACAUUUUCAGGAGAUGGAACUAUUGUUUUUGGACUUGAAUCUAUAUCUUCCAACAAAGUUCCGUCUGCUGAACAUUAUAAUCUUUGCAUCAUUGGAAAUAGUGGAAUCAGCCUUAUGGGCAGUCAAAGUCAAGUGGAUUCUUUAUUAUCAGCGAGAGGGGGUUAGCAUAACUUGAAGCAUUUUAUGCAAGUAAAUUAUACAGGAGAGUGACCACUUUAGCAAUGACACCUACAUAUACAAUGUUCAAAUGAGAGUGAAAAUGAAUUUAUGAAUUCAUCACAGUGAACAAUUACUUGAAGUAUGGAGAAUGUAUACUGGUAUUUUUCCAUGGAACUAAUGUAUACAUUAUGGUUAUUAUUUGCAUCUGGAGAAUGUACUGUGUGACUAAGUUCUGAAAUUAUGUGGUGAUAGUGAGGGAACAAAAAUAGAGGUAGCCUACACUGCUGGUAGAAAGAAUGCAAGAAGCUACCAUCUGCUGUCAGUACUCUCAGACAGUGUCUAUAUUGACUAACAAAUUUUCAUAACAAGAAGAAUUACUUGAAAUCUGAAAUUUUCAUUUGUAGACUCCAGUGUUAAUAUCUCAGGUUUGAGAAGGGAUGGAUCUAGUGAAGUUAUGUAGUGCCAGCACUGUAAGGCGAUGCCAUUUGAGUGUGGGAGAGAGGGAGAGAGAUUUUGUCUGCAGCAUUCACAUUACUGUACUUUCUGGGGGGGAAAAAAUAGCUUAUGUCACUUCAUGUCCAUUUGUAAAGUGGGUUUACCAUUCUGAUUUUUUAUUCGUGUAAUAAGUUAACUGAUCCAAGGUAAAUGAUAUGAACCAUCUUUAAAAAGUUAACUAUGCAUUAGAUGAUCACCAGUGAGUUUGUGUGUUGUAGGCCGGAUUUUUUUAUGUGCAAGAUAUACUGGUUUAUUUUUCCCAGGGUAGAUUAAAGUAUCUGUAAAUUUUAAUGGGAAAGCUCUUUAAGAAGAUUGGGUUCAUGGGUUUACUGUGAUAAAAUAACGUGAUAAUCUGUUAAAAGUUGUUUGAAGUUUAAGUAUUAGUUUUUAGUUCAGAUUAUCUGAAAGUAGGUUUUAAGAAAUUUUAUAAACAAUAUUUGCAUGCCAUGUCAUGAGAUGUGGGAAGGUUUAUGUAUGUACCUCUAAGAAUUAUCUUUCUCAUUAAUAUGGAGUAUUCUUAUUGUUUGUAUCCAGUGUGUUUAUCAUUUUAGUAUUUAACUAUACCAUCCUGUUAAGUGACCAUAAAGUAAUAUCAAAUAUUGAUGUGAUAAAGUUAAUAUGCACCAUAUGUUAACAUUUUUGCCAUGUUUUAUACUCAGAUGAUUCUAUGUCAUAAGCAACAAUGACACAGAGAUUCCUGGCUGCUGGGAUGUGAUGCCUUGUAGUUGAGCAAAAGUUUUGCAGCAUUUUGAAAGAAUGUAUUGCCUUCAUCUUCUCCCCUGAAGACUGUGGCAGCACUUACUUACAGAAGAUUGGUACACGUCUACAGACAACAUGGCAUCGCGUCCCAGAAGGCAGUAAAUUUCAUGAGAACCUCAGAUCUCUCAUAGCAAGCAAACAAUUUUUCUCAUGAUUGUCAUCAUCAUCAUCAUCAUCAUCCUAUUCAUUUUACAUGAAGUGAUUAAUGUUUGUGUAUUACUCGUACAUUAGUUCAUACAAGUUCGCAGUUUAAUUUCAAAUUACUCACUGGAAUGUUAUAUAUAUAUUGCAUGUUAUUUGGACAGUGUUCAUCAAAAUUGUGUAAUGAGCCAACCAGAGAGUAAUAAUUCUCAAUAAUGUCAGUGAAACUUAACCCAUGUGAAUUCUAGUACAACAGACAUUUACAUAACAGGGUGUUAUGCUUAAUCAGGGAUUGUACAUCUCUGUACAUAGUUCCUUGUUGCAUAAAAUGCAUUUGAUGCUGCUCCUGUACAUAGUUAUUGAAGACAUGAACAGACCCAGGCCUAUGGACCAGAUACACACUUCAAGAAAUCGUGAAGAAUGUUGCCAUUUUUCCCCUCCUCCGUUUCACUAAUUUAUACUUAUUUCAGAUUAACAAGUUUAUGUACUGGUUAGGUGCUUCAGUUUGACCUUACAGAAAAUUUGUCUGUCCACCAUUGCAUUUGAAUAUUCUUGAAGGCAAUGUCAUAAUUCAGUUUAUUAUGUUACUAGAAAGUAAUAACUCGAAAACUUUCAUGAAGAGGAAAUAAUACUGUUGAUAUACUCUUGUGAUAUACAAAUAUAAUGUACUUGUAUUAUGCGUACCUGUAUAAGAUUUUAUUGUAUUUUGAAAUGGACUGGAGAGCUGGGAUAACUCAGUCAAUAUAGUGAUGUGCUAUUUGCAGGAUGACUGGGUUUUAAUUCCUGGCAUGGCCAGGAGAUUUCUCUUCUCCACAGUAUCCAAAUUGGGUUUGGGGCCUACCCACCCAUCGAGUGGGUACCAGGGAUCUUUCCCCGGAGGUAAAGUGGCUGGGGUGUGAAGCUGGCCACUCACCUCUAUCUAGUG
Cryptotermes secundus is the source of this 5507-nucleotide messenger RNA. RefSeq names its product protein spartin. Gene Ontology annotation, biological process: cell division; negative regulation of BMP signaling pathway. The record is from RefSeq and is a predicted model, not a curated record. Lineage: Eukaryota; Metazoa; Arthropoda; Insecta; Blattodea; Kalotermitidae. Gene Ontology annotation, cellular component: plasma membrane.